Cylicocyclus nassatus is the source of this 639-nucleotide messenger RNA. The record is from the annotation of a GenBank genome assembly. NCBI's taxonomy places the organism in Eukaryota, Metazoa, Nematoda, Chromadorea, Rhabditida, Strongylidae.
CCGUGCUUGACCACAAAUCCGAUAAGAAAAACCCCCCAUUUCUAGAGAGUCACGGGAAAAACUUGCCUCGUUCGAUCUGCGUUUCCUAAACGACGACGCUAUCUCGGCACUCUGCCCAUUCGAACGCCCCGGCUGGCCCCCCGUUCCGUAUAAAUAGUACCGCCCCAUCGCACUUGUUAUUAUCCCCGUCAGUGUUCUGCCGUGGUCUGAGUGUGAGCUCAAACUUCUAUUCACUAUGGCUGACAAAUGUGAGAAAUGCGGUUGUGUAGCUGAAUGUCAAUGCUGCAAAGGAGGCGCAUGCGCCAAGGAAUGCCCAUGCUCUGUUGUGGCGAAGGAGCUAAGUGCUGUGAAGGAAGAGAACAAUGCUGCAAGGGAUCUGAUCCGAAAUGCUGUGAGGGAAAAUCAUGCUGCAAGUAAACGCUAUCGGGUACGAUGCGGCGAUUUGCAGCAUUGCGUAUGCGCCUGUGCAUCGUAAACAGCAUCUCGUGUUUUGUUCCAUCAUAUCAACGCUAUUUCCACAUAUAAACACUGAUAAUUAACACAUCGCUUGUACCAUAUAUUUCUACGUUUUAUCCAGUUUUAUUGAAUUAUUUUUUCUGCAUGAAUAAAGGUUUGAUAAUACAAAUUUUUAUUCGGAUA